This is a messenger RNA of Hordeum vulgare subsp. vulgare (domesticated barley), 1379 nucleotides long. Its product is annotated as peroxidase 1-like. The record is from RefSeq and is a predicted model, not a curated record. Gene Ontology annotation, molecular function: heme binding; peroxidase activity. NCBI's taxonomy places the organism in Eukaryota, Viridiplantae, Streptophyta, Magnoliopsida, Poales, Poaceae. Bases 58 to 1071 code for a protein of 337 amino acids. Gene Ontology annotation, biological process: hydrogen peroxide catabolic process; response to oxidative stress. Gene Ontology annotation, cellular component: plasmodesma; plant-type cell wall. The transcript has a single exon.
AGUGACAAUCUCCUCUCCCUCUAGCCAUAACUUGCCAAGCAACUCCAGCUAGCAACCAUGGCCUCCUCAAGGUCUCUCAGCAGUCGCAGCGGCACAAUGCUGGCCGGCGCGCUGCUCCUGCUACUGUGUGCGACCUCCGCCGUGGCUCAGCUGGACGUUGGCUUCUACAGCAAGACGUGCCCGCACGUGGAGGAGAUCGUCCGGCAGGAGAUGCUAGGGAUCCUCAAGGAGGCUCCCACGCUCGCCGGACCCUUCCUCCGCCUCCACUUCCACGACUGCUUCGUCCGGGGAUGCGACGCCUCCGUGCUGAUCGACUCCACCGACGUCGCCAAUAACCCAGCAGAGAAGGACGCGCCGCCCAACAAGAGCCUCCGCGGCUUCGGCGCCGUGCAGCGCGUCAAGGACAGGCUCCAGUCCGCCUGUCCUAACACCGUGUCCUGCGCCGACGUGCUCGCCCUCAUGGCCCGCGACGCCGUCGUGCUCGCAGGAGGCCCCACGUGGCCCGUCGCGCUCGGCCGGAGGGACGGCCGCGUCUCCAUCGCUAACGAGACAAACCAGCUUCCCCCACCCACCUCCAACUUCACCCGCCUCUCCAAGAUGUUCGCCGCCAAGGGCCUCGACGCCAAGGAUAUCGCUGUGCUCUCCGGUGGCCACACGCUCGGCACCGCGCGCUGCGUGUCCUUCACGGACCGGCUGUACAACUUCACCGGCGCCAACAACCCCGCCGACGUCGACCCGGCACUGGACGCCGGAUACAUGGCCAGGCUGAGGUCCCAGUGCCGGAGCCUAGCCGACAACACCACGCUCGCAGAGAUGGACCCCGGCAGCUUCCUCACCUUCGACGCCGGCUACUACCGCCUCGUGGCAAAGCGCAGAGGAAUCCUCCACUCGGACUCCGCGCUCCUGGAACACCCGACCACCAGGGCGUACGUCGAGCGCCAGGCCACCGGCCUCUUCGCCGACGAGUUCUUCCGCGACUUCGCCGAGUCCAUGGUCAAGAUGGGCAACAUCGGCGUGCUCACCGGACAACAGGGCGAGAUCAGGAGCAAGUGCUACGCCGUUAACAAAUAAUCAUCGAUUCAACCAUCGGGUAGUGCAAAAGUGCAUGGUUAACUCGCUACUUUGAUUGAUUGCAUUGGUUCAUACAUAUAAUCGUGCUUAAUUAACUUGACCCGUCAUAUAUUUACACGCAUAUAUUUCUUUUAUCGGUGUAUUCACACUGGUGGCUAUGUUUGUAAAUGAUAAUGAUUGUAGGGUGCCGCUUAAUUUCUUGUUUUUAUUUCCAUUUUAAGUGAGAUGUUCAGCUCAUCGUGUAUUGGCAUCAUGUAACGAUAACGAUGCAAGGAAAUAAACAUUUUUUCCGUAUUUAUCACGGAUGA